CUUGUCCUCUGUCCCUUCGCGGGGAUCCAGAGGGCGCUCGGGCCCUUUUUGGGUCCGGGCCGGACGGCCGUGGUCCACCGAUAUCGGACCCGGCGUCCUUCCGUCCACCGCGCCCCGAUUCCUAUGGGCCGGUGGCUGGCCGCGGUGGAGCCUUGCUCCCCGAUGAGCCCAUGAGCGAGCAUCCGGGUGCACCCCAUGAUUCCGUCGCAACGAUUACCGCGGCGGGUCAUGGUGGUGCCGCCCCCGCCAUCGAUAACGGCGGGUGGCAUACCGGACCCUGUGCUGUCAGGGCGCUGGUCGAUGAAGCCAUUGGGUCGGAAGCAUCCGCGCGCAUCGCCGCCGAUAUUCUGGCGAUCGCGCAGGGUGUGACCAACACCCAGGCCGACCUCGAUAUACUGAGGAACGGCGUCUCGGAUAUCACCGAAGCGCUUGAGAGCAAGAUCCGAGACAUGUGGGAGCUUCUUCAGGCCGAAUUGAGGAAAGAGCGUGAGCUGUUCAUGCAGUUUCAGGACUCUUUCCGCGAGAGGCGGAUUUCUGAUCACGAGACGCUUGAAGAUCAUUUUGCGAAGCUCACCUCGACGAUCAAUGAUCGACUUAUUGAGUUCGAUGAGCGGAUCCAUCAGUUCAACGAAAAGCGUGCUGGAUCGCUAUCCAUGCAGCUUGCCGAGACGAUCCGCCACAUCAAGCAGUACCCAGACGCGCUGCGGCAGAUUCAGAUCAAUAUCUCUAAUGCCGAAGCGCGCGUUGCUGCUGUGGAGCAGAAUGCUACUCACCGCAUCGAGGUCAUCAGAUCCGAGAUGAGUCGCGCUCUCUACGAUCACAAGGAGAGUAACCGAGCUCAUAUCGAUCAGCUGACUGCUCGAAUCCAGCACCUCGAGAACGCUCAUGUCCGCAGAGGCGGUUCUGAUAGAUCGACGCCUUCGCGUCCAGAACGAACGCAGUUCUUCGAUAUCAGUGACCAUGGUGGGGAUAUUCCACGCCCUGCGGACCUGCCGCCAGUUCCAGGUGCUCUAUUCCCUGGCGGACCGACUACGGCCAUUCCGAGGUCUUCCCUGUUGGGUCCGAUCGAUCAUGGCUCUCCGCCGGGCGAGCGCAGCAACGAGUCGCUGACGAACAACCUGCCGAAAGUCGUGGGCAAAAUUCUCCUGUUGAGCCCAUCCGACAUAAUUUCGGUCAAACGUCGGCGUGUUUUUCAGGAAGAUCGCCGAAUCAGGCCGUUCCUUCCGCAAAUGCCGCCGGAGCGACUUCCGGUCAAGCCGACCUUCCCAUGCCAAAUCUCCUAUGACACUCGAACUGUCCCGGCAGGGAAGGGGCCGUCACGAUGGUAUGAUGCGAUGCUUGGCCGAUCGAAUCUCAUUGGCAACGGCGCUGGCGUACCAAUUCUCCAUAGUGAGACCGGUACUUUUACACUUGCGCCGAACACGAGUGUUACUGCGACGCUUCAGCAUGAUGCGGCCAAUGAUGCCAUGCCCCCGAUGCCCACCUUCAGUGCCAGAACGUCCAUUCCUGCACCCAGUGCCGCGCCAUCCGGAUGUGGCGGACCGCCUCCCGCGCAUAACGGAGGCGGCGGUUAUUCUGGCGGUGAUGGCCCCAACGAUAAUGGGGGUGCAUAUGGAGGUGGCUUCGGAGGACAUGGGCACCACGGGUCCGGUCUUGGUCCCGGUGGCGGUGGUGGCCCACCCGACGGCCCACCUGGUGGUCCGCCUGGUGGUGGUGGCCCUCCUGACGGGAGUGGUCCGCCCGAUGGCGGCCUUGAUCCGCCUAGCAUCAGGCCCACCGGUCGGCCGAGCGGGAACGAUACGUUCCAGUGCGGGCGAUGCACCGGAACUUUCCCGACCAUCGUGCGACGACUGGGAAUCCACCUGGUCCCAACGAUUCGGGAUUCGGUGGACCCAGCCAAGAAGGCGAAGUGCAAGUCCUUUCGUCUCGAUCCUGAGCCGGAGCCUGCUCAGUUGCGACGCUGGAUCGUCGAUAUGAAAGAGCGAGUCGCGAAUGCAUUCGCCUACGAUCCAGGAUACGCACUAUCAUGGGUUGAGAUUCCCGAUGGUACACGGUAUGAGGAUCUUCUCGAUGAGUGCAAGUACGGAAUGCUUGAAAACGAAUGCAACUCUGCAUUCCGUGAGUGCGUCCGAUCUAUUGCACUGAAGAAUAAGAUCCAGACCGAGACCGAGCGCAUGCAUACGAUAAACCGGCGACUCGGAAGUAGGCAGAUCUUGUGGCUAUUGUAUGAUUUCCUUCGACCACAUGUUACCGGCGAUUCGACUUUCAAGCUCGUUGACCUGAUGAAGACCACGAUUGAUCGGUUUACUCAUGGAUCCGAGCAGGAAAGGUUGGAAGCCUUCUCCAAUCGGUGGGAUCAUGUUCUCGCUGGUAUCUCAGUCGAUCGCCCCGAGGAUCCUGUUCUUUGCGCUCUCUUUUAUGAGCAGGUGCGUGAGUUCCGCUGUCUCGAGCUCGACAUGCAGCUAUGGGACAGGGACGUAUCCGUACGGAACUACGCAUACUUGCGAACCGUCUGCGUCAAUGCGAUUACAACAUGGCGCCGACGACGCAACCAGGAGAAGAUGUACACCGCUACCAGGUCUACUUCUGCGCAGAGACGAUACGCUGAGCUCGCCGAGGCGCUCGUCACCCAGACGAUCCUCCCCGCGACGCGGAUCGCCAAGACGAUAUUCCCGCAGUCCGGGACGAGCAGCUCCCGCACCGACUCGCCCAAUGCAAUGACAGCGUCCUCCUAUGGAGACUUCGCCUUCGCUUGCGUUGCAUCAUUCGAUAUGGCAUGUCCGUCAGUCAAGCGGAAGACAGUAUCGUUUGGGAAUACUGAGACCCGCGUGAUAGAGUCUUCUUUCCCGGAGCCAAACUUCGGUCCCGUCAAUCGCGAGAGGAAUUUGAACUAUUCGUGGCCGGAAGAUAUCCGUGGUCUGAAUAGUGCUCGCGAAAGGCGAAGGGCGCACAUGAAGGCUGUGCUUUGGAGAGAGCAGGUUUUGCUCGAUGACGUUGAUGCCAAAACGCUAGGUAAUGAUGCUUGUGUUCUUGAGCUCACGCUUUCUCAGCGGAGCGCUUGCGAGGUCUUUGCUGCUGCUGUCAAGUCUAUUAAGAGGGUCCGGAGACUAAUGCUCGACUCCGGUUGCGGUAUAGACCUUAUUGGUCUCGGUGAUCUGUCCCGCGAGGAAAGGGACCUGAUAGUUCAGAAUGCUAAGAUCAGCCUUAGGACCGCCAAUGGGAAAACUAACACCAAAGGUGUUGCUCAUAUGCGCAUUGACGGCCUCGAUGAGCUGAUUGAAGCUUACGUGCUGGAGAGCACACCAAGUCUUCUUUCCCUAGGGAAACGAUGCAAGGAGCUUGGUUACCGAUUUAUCUGGGAACCCUUUUGUGAUCCGAUAUUCUUUGAUCCCAAAGGAAGACAACUCAAGAUUGAUGUUAUCAAUAACAUCCCCUACCUCGCUCCGAGCGAAACUGAGGUAGUCGCGGGUCGACCUGAUCUCCCUCGUGUGUAUCCGGCACUCCCAGCACCGAUCAUUAUUCACGAGAAAAUCGUGGCUGCGGGUGAAGAACCUGUGGGCGAGCUAGACGACAUUGGUGAGCUCGAUCUUGAUAUGCCUGGUGCUAAGAGUGCCCAGAAAGAUGCACCUGACGAUAUCAAGAAGGUCUUCGGCGACCUUCAAGAUGUGAACUCGUUCUCCAUGGAUGUGGAGAGAAGGUAUGCACCGUCUGAGAUCCGGGAAAUCUACUGUGAUAAAGCCCGUGAGUUCAUAUCAACCUGCAAAAGAGUCGGCAUCUCUGUAAAACAUUCCACUCCUGGCAUGCCUCGCACUAAUGCCAUUGCCGAGAGCAAGGUGAAGCUCGUCCUUCAUGGCGCACGAGUGGCGCUUCGACAAGCGGGACUGAGCGCCAAAUUCUGGCCAUACGCAUGCAAGCACUUUUGCCAUGCUCGCAACAUCGAGUUACGCGAAGGACAAAGUGCGUAUUCGCUACGAUUUAAUGGUGCCGAAUUUGACGGUCAGGUUCUCCCAUUCGGAUGUCUUGUAGACUUCUAUCCCACGCCGGCACGAAAGCAAACCCGACGUAGUCAGAAAGAUGAAGUCGUACUCGGCGAUGGUGAGGAAUAUGCCGUACCUGCGCCUGGAGAUGAUGGAUUGGUCGAAGUCGAAGUUGGAUUCGAUGAUGAUGGUUAUCUCGAGUGGAUCGACGAUGGAGACGACGAUCGACCUGGAUCCCUCCAAGGACCAAACAUGGAUCAACGCCUAUCAUCCUACCAGCGCCCCAGCAAAUUCUCUCCCACGAGUAAACCCGGUGUGUUUCUGGGUUACCACUUCGAGAAUGGGGGCAGGUGGGACGGUGACUAUAUAGUCGCCGACCUUGAAGAUUUCAAGCGCGACGCACUGCGUGCGAGCGUCCAUCAGGUCAAGAAGCUAUACUGCUCACCCAAGGAGCGAUGGACAUUUCCGAUGCUGGCUGUAUACGAUAAACAGACACGAUCAGUCUGCAUCAACGAUCCCGCGAUGCAUUCUAAUGUGCCUAAGCCAAGUGAGCGUCUUGACGCCUCCGACAUGCUCGAUCUCGAAGAUAUCGAUGAAAUCUUCGCCCUUGAUGAGUCAACGCGAAUGACCGAUGAUGAUAUUCGCCAAGCUCGCGAGGCUGAGUUACGAGCGGAGUCCUCUCAUGGAGGAGGUGUUGACUACUGGGAGUAUGACCCAUCUGUGCAUAAAUGGACGUAUCACGUCGUUGUUCCCAGAAAAGCGAUGGUCCAUCCCAGUAAGACCCCCGGUUCCGUCGGGGAAUCGCCUGAUCCAUGGAAGCUGAGCACGGUGCGUAUAUCACAUGUUCAAUACAAGGACAAAAGCCCGGUUACGAUCUAUGAGACCGGGUAUGCCUUCGGCAAAACAAGACUCAUGCAGCUCUGGACCGGCACUGUCGAAUUUUAUGAUGACGGCUAUGCCCCACCCAAGAGGAAGUUACCUCCUUACCACGGGUCGGAGAUCCUGGAAGGCGAGGGGGGUUUGCCUUAUCGUCAGAGUGUGCCGCGUUCCGAGCGGGCAUAUAUCGAUUCAGAAUCCUGGCGCAGUAUGAACCGCGCCGAACGGGAGGGAUAUGUAGAGGCUGAGCGCCGAGAAGCAGAGUCUCAUGCCAUGUCCCGCGAGGAUUCUCGCGAUGCUGCUCCUGUCGACAUCGCUUACGAUUCUGAAUAUGAGUCGGGUGCCGAACGGCAUGACAAGGAUUACUGGUAUCACGAUGUCGCAGCUGGCACGAUCACCCGAUUUCAUGUGGUCGAGCGCCGAGCGCGCUUCAACCCUACCUCCGUCAAAGAUUGUCCCGUAGACCCUACAACAUUGACCGAUGUCAGGAUGACUAUGGCCAUGACUGACGGUACCGAGUUCACAUUGCAGGACUCAUGGAGAUCAUCCGACGCUCGGUCUCUGCCGUGUCGAUGGACGGGAAAGACGGUCUUCGUUAUCGGUUCUUCCGCCAAAACGCAGAUUAAAGUUCGAACCCGUAUGCCGAACGCCGACGACACGGGGCGCCGCGUGCAGACUGCGAAUGGCUAUUAUGGACACGCAUUGCGUGCAAAGGGCCGUACUAUCGUACCUGCCAAAUCUCGCGCCUGUGUCGUUACGGAUCUCGAGUUUGAGCCCCCGGGUGGUAUGUCCGCCCGUCUUCAGCCGCUUCGCGGCAGUGGCCUCGAUGUUUGCCCGGCCAUGUACACAUACAAUGAAGGGGCAACUCAGUCCGGUGUUGACGUCCUUAAUCCUACCGACUAUGAUAUUAUAGUCGAGCCCGGACAAGACGUUGCUGUGGUUCAGUUUUACACUUCCGUUCUGGCAGCGGUUGAACUCGAUUUCACCGCAGAAGACGUGGCAUGUGAUGUUUCUGCACCGGUUGAACCAUCCGAAGACGGCCACGCUGUUGAUACAGCGUUUCCCGAGCUGACGUUUGGUGAUCGCGACACCAGUGUCGCGCAGGGCUCUGUUGGUCCUCGAGAGAUUCGCAUGAUCAAAUACGAUAUGCGAUCGUUCAUGGAACAAUGUGUUUCUCGCUAUGUUGAGCUCUGUGGCCCGAAGUAUAAGGCCACCUUGCGGUCGGCUGAUACGCCCUUCCUCGAUGAAUCACGACCGGAGUUCGAUACCAAUCCGGAUCGACCUGCUGUGAACCGCUUAUUGGGCCAUCCCGCUGACACGCCUGUGCCUCCUGGUAAGGGCGUUCUCGGCGACUGUGCAGCCGCCGUUCUGAUGAAAAUUCUAUAUGGUGCUCGCAUGGGGCGGUACGAUUUAAUCCGUCCUGUGCAGGCACUUGCCAGUCUCAUCACCAAGUGGGAUGGCUUGCGUGAUAAGGAAGGCCUUCCGAGCGGUGCGGUCGCACCGACUACGGAAAGGCCUCCUGUUCCGCCGAUUCCCACGGAGAAGGAUGAAUCCAACAUGGGUACCGAUGAAGCCCCUGUCCCGAUUCAGACCCCGAGAGAUGAGUCCACAGGGGGUGGAAAGCGCUCCGAGGACAUUCCGAUAGGAUUGAGGAUGAAGAUGAUGAUGCUGAAGAUUGGGAUUCAAGAGAUCCCACAGGCCUCAAUCUGGCAACGCCUCGAGCAGCUGACAUGCAACUCUGGGUACGAUCUCAAGCUGCACCAGCUGGUUGACUCCUUCCUCCUCACUACUCAUCCGCUUGCGGAUAAGCAGAGGAAGCAGUACCCCCAAGAGUUUAUGGAUUUCAUCGACCGAUACAGGGUGAUGUGCGCUCUUGCAUUUUCCCGAGUGGCGACGUUGUCUGGUGACGCCGCUGGGGUCCGCGAGAAAAUGGACCUUACGAUGGCGCUGGCUCGCCACUGUAUGCUUUUCCAAGCGCAAAGCUUUAAGGGAUCCCGAGAUAUGCUGAGCAACGAUACGCUCCAGCUCAUGGGAACCUGCUACAUCCCGUCGCCUCUUGCGAGCUGGAACCGAAAUCUCAUGGGAUAUAGCAGUUCGUCUGCUGAACAGCGAUGGUUGAGGACCGAUACGAGUAUCAAACACAACGACCUCAUCAAGCUGUCGCCCAUGGAGUUGUCAAGGGAGGCGGUCAGCCCGGCUGAAGCUGUGAAGUUCUUCAAGGGAUUUCUGCAGCUCAGGCCGACGCUGUCGUUCAUCCCUGGAGCGUUUCUGGCGCUCAAGGCUCUUAACCGAUUUCCCACGCUGGACUCUUUGAAAGAGCAAGCAACUCACCUCGAUAACGAUCGCAAGGAACACGGCUACGAUCUUCCUGCCGUGGACGCGAAUGGGAUCGGGGAAGCAGCCGCCUUUCGCAACGAAGACGACGAUGAGAAUACCCCGUUGAUGCGCGGGUGGGUCUCGUUCAUGAAAGCGAUGGUUGAGGCCUACCCCGGCCGGUGCGUUAGCGUCGAUGAUACGCUCAACUGGGGAGCCAGCACCCCUAUGACCUAUGAGGACGGUGCGGGGCAGACUACCAUCCGCCCGACUGAUGGAUGGGUGUAUGUCCCCGCGAUGAAUUCGGACAUAUACGAUCCUCAGGAAACGUUCCUUCACGGAACGAACCUCCGAUACCUCUGGUCGAUUCUUGCGCACGGAGGUCUAUUCGGGGAGGAUUACGUGACGGACGAUCAUGGAAGUCACGAACCCUGUGUCUGGGUGACUGGACACGCUUCCGAGGCUGCCAGUAGCUACGCGUCUGGCACAUACCUCGGAGGAGGAUACUGGUUUCAAGUGAUGAUCUGCGUCUCCCGGACUGUGGUGAACACCCACGGUCGCACGACGAAGAAGCUGGGAGGAUCCCAGAAACAGAUCCGCGUCGGAACUCGAUUCCUCGAGCUGUGCGGGAUCGCGUUCAGGCCCUUCCGCCUUCUGGAUGACCGCGAGCAAGGGGUUUCUACCUCUCCACAAUACGUCAUCCAUGGUCACCGAUUCCUUAGUUCCGACGGGACGAAAGCUGUGGCCUGGCACCCAUGGAUGGAAGCGAGCCCGAUUGAUCCUCGCAUUCUGAAGCUGCUGGGAGAAAGCGUCGCUCGCGACAGUGUUGAGUUUGCCGACCUCACGAUUCAAUGGGGCAACACUACUCAACAGGUUGCUUCCACCGAGACGGAACAAUCUAGGGCGACCGCGGCUGACGAUCAGGCUGCGGAGGGUGGAAAUGAGGAGACGGAUCGAGUCACAGUCCACUCAGCAGUGCUUCGCCGCAACCACUGGAUGCCUGACUCUCACGGGACCAGUGAACACGCCACUGUCGGUGGCAGGUAUGCCUUGCUAUCCGAACUUCAAUCCUCCAGCUACCGAUUCGAGCUUGCUCCAUUCUUUCAGCUUCGAGCACCCAUCAUGGGAGAGGACGGAAGCCAAGGUUUGCCAAAGCCUGUAAGGCUCGAGACGAUUGUCGGAGGACCCUCCAAGGAGUGGGAGGCAUGGUGCAGACACUACCGAAAGGCAUACGGUGUCAUGCUCGGGAACUUCGGCUACACGCCCGCCAAGAGCCUCAAGAAUAUCCCGUACAGCGAAGAAGGAACAACGGAUAUUGUUAGUGCGCCGAUUUGGAGCCCGGCCGAUGCACUUGUGGCCGUAUCGAUCCAUGGGGUCAGAACGGUCACGACCAUGGCCUCCACGAUUGCAUUUGGGGGUGCACCGCCAACGAUCAAGCCGGCGGUACCCAGCAAACCGCAGAGAUUCGUUGUUAUGCACGAUGGCCUGCUGUCCUUCAAGUCUGCCAUGUCUUGGCACGAUGGUGAGAUGAACGCCCAUCUGAAGAACGCGCUGACGGAUUUUGGGUUUCCUGAUUCCGAGGUGCGCGUGCAGGCGUUCGACGAGGACAACAAACUCCAGGAUAUGGUCGACACUCUCGCGAUGAUGCAGAGCGAGACCUCCAUCCCGCCAUCGAAUGUGCACGUCCUCAUCCUUUGGAGAGGAGAGGAUCUGUGGAAGAUAGACCAGGGCUGGAACAAGCUAACUGGCGAUAUCGAUAUGGCACGAUCUCAAUAUGCCAAGACGACCGCCCGGGAUGCUCUCGAGAAAUACAAUACGAUUUACGGAUCGGUGUCCCUUUGCGGUCCGGUGUCGCCGAGCAUGGUGUACCUUCCGACUCUCCCUGGCCCUCUCUUCGAGAAAUACAGAGAGGAGAUGAGAUCGAUCUGGGACGCGAUCAGGAGAUCCAACCUCCUUACCCUGUCUUUUGACGCUAUCCUGGAAGGUCUGCCAUACCUGAAGGGAUAUCAUAUUAUGCAUGAGUCCAAGACGAUUGGGGUCCUAUGUACCCGCAUUUGCUCGAUGUUCACUCUUGCUGCUCUCGCACGAUUUCCAUCUUACGGGACCCGCCGAGAGUAUGAGAUCGCUGCCGAGAAGAUGUGGGCACGCACCCCAGUCCCGGAAGAGAACUUGCCGGGCGCGGUGAAGGCCAUUGUGCACUCCACUGUGCAGGACCUCAUCGAUGGUGCAGAUCGCGGCGCCGAUCAUCAAGCCGCAGGGACUGUCGACAUGUCUCAGCUAGGUUUCGAUGAUGACGAUGAUGACGAUAUGCCUGACGACGUAGGUCCGACCGCUCCCGGGAAUCCGAUCAAACAGGAACAGGGAACAUUGGCGGAUCUACCGGGUGUUCGUCAUCCGGAUCCGAUCGAACUGCCGGCUACUCCCGUGCCUGGCGAGGCAAUGCCAGUGUCACCUGGCCUUGCUCCGACUGCCAUGAAUGAUGAAGAAUCUGGCAGCAGUUCCGAUGAGAACGAUCAGCAAGGGGAUGGUGACGCGGCAAUGCCCACAGUCAAAAAGGAGGAGUCCGAUGAAGAGUUCAAUGGGCUUCUCGAAGGAAUGACUGAGGAAUUCGCGAAAAUGCCCGCUCCUCGAGAUGCCGAGCGAACUGUCGCUGCCAAUCGGGACGCUGCACGACCGCCUGCCGUGCCUUCGAUUCCUCUCUCUACGAUGAAGAAGCCGAAGCCGGUUGGUGGCGAGGAAGCCGCGGGGCCCACCGCCGAAAAUCGACAAGCUUAUGCGCACUUCGAGAGCCAAGUCAGUGAAGCUGAAGCUCGCCGCGAGCAAGCUGCGGCAAUGAAGGCGCAUAUCGCUGAAGUGGCAAAGGGCGCCGCCGGUGUUGAGAAUGCCGAACAUCUUCGAUCCAUUGCCGAUGGGCUAGCCAAGGUCUUGGACCCGAACAUGAGCGACGACAACGUGUUUCAGGGUGCCUUGUAUCCACCGGGUGACUAUGCGCUUGACGCUGUCACGAAUCGACUGGCUCAAGGCAGACGUCGGGUUGAAUCGAACAGCAAUCUCAUCAGGGAGAUGGCCAGCGACCGAUUCACGCCUGUGCUCAUCAACCGAGACACUGGUGAGACUGUGUCUGCCAUCGAUGCACGAUGGACUCCAGAGUAUGGAAACAGGGGGGAGCUUGAAGCUAAGGUUGGUGCGAUCAUUUCCAACCUGGAUGCAGUGGUUGCAAGCAUGUCAACCCUCCCUGUGUUCCAUCCGCACAUUCCGUCGACGUAUGGUAUGGCUCGAUCGCUUCUCAACACAUACCAGUCGUUGCAGAUUGCCAUCCGACACCGUGGCAUGGGUGCGAUGUCCUUUGAGCAGAUGGUAUUCAAACCAGAGGACCUUGAGGUUCCGACCCCCGAUGAUUGGCCGGACCUCAUCGCGCCUACUCCUGGAAAAGUCAUUCAAUCCAUGCGGGUGGCCCUGGUGAACAACACGGCGGCAAGGUUGACGAGAGAGGACCUCAAGCUGCCACCAGGCUUCGCCAUGCAACGACGAGUGACUGAGUUCCGUAAGCCGGAGGAAGAUCCAGUGCAGAGCCUGAUGGGGCUCACCGAUGACUUGAGCUACGGCACUACUGGUCGAUCUGGGGAUGACAGAUUGUCCCAGUUCCAGCGUAGUAUGGCAGUACAGCUGCGGAACACUGCUGGAUUCCUUGCGAGUGAGUUCCAGAAGCAUGCCCGAUCUAUUGCCGCUUCUUCCUCGCGUCGCAGUGAUGCUUCAGGUGCCCUGAGUAGCCAGGGUGAUGGCGCGGCGGACAACGAUCUUCCGUCCACUGAACAGGUUAGUGUUGCAUCUGAGCGCGCGUUUGCGCCGCCUCCGCCAAACGUGGCUCCUCCUCCUCCGCCUACUGCGGCAGCACCUCCGAGGGCGUCCGAAGAGAGUGCAAAGGAGGAUGACGAUGAUACCAAAAUGGAUGAUGACACGGCCGGUCAGAAACCCGAGCAGAAACCCGAGGAGGACGCGGAUAUGGGUAGCGGGAAGGAGCUGCAAGACGAGGUCCCCGGCAAGGGAGCCGCGCUCUCCGGUGCUCGAGGACCGGAAGUCGAUAUUGAUCCGGCCAGCACCACAGCCGAUCAGGCCGCAAAUGAUCCGAGAAACUGCCGGAUCGAGGGCCCUGGUAUCAAGGCGACAACGAUUCAUCGCCCUGAUCAGCUGCCCGAAAGGGGUAUUGACUCCAUUGCGCCGAUCGUGCAGUACGAAAUGACGUCUGUCCCGAUUGCACUGCCAGAUUUCGUCGUUCCGGGACUCGACAUGGGCAUCGAUGACUCCGUCCAUGGUCGAUUGGUCUCUGCGACCUGUCUUCCACCGACUGACGAGCAGCGCAAGUAUUCAAGACGCCGAUUUGCUAUGCUGUCCUCGAAUCAGACAGUGUACUUGGGUAUGGCGCUUCACAAGAAACCGCUUAAAGGAGAACACGAUUCUUUCCUCCGACCGGAGUCUUAUGAGGACUGCCGCGAGAUCCAUGAAGCUGUCCGAGCCUACAAUGCCAAGGAGGCGACAUACCGAUCCAUCGGCGGAACAUCAGUGUCGUGCAGCCGAUUGCUCAUCGAUGACGCACAAAAUAUCCCUGCCGCCAGGAUUCCAGACGCAGGCAUGAUCAGUUUGGUGCGUAAGCUGCUGUUCCGAGUGCUGACGCAAACAAAGGAGCGUCCAUCCUCGACUGCCGCCGGAGCACAGAACCGCCCCCAGGACAAAGAGAGGGGCGUCCCAUUGUAUUCAUUCCUCGACCAGAGUGGCAUCAUCGCUUUCGAUGUCAUUCCGAUGUACAUGGAACGCGAGAGGGAAUACAUGAAGGCCAACGCUGGCGAGUUCAGUGGCCGGACGCUUCUCCAGACUAGCAUUCUGGACGAUGACGAUAAGCCGAGUGAGCUCACCGUCCGAUGCAUUUCGGAAAUUGCUCGAACGGACAACAACCGAAUGUUUGAGUUCUUCUACUCGACAAUCAACGACGAUGGAAGUCCUCAAUUUGUUGGCGUCCGAGCAACCUAUGGUUUCGGUCCCGAUAACUUCAACCGAUUCCGAUUGCUGAUCAAGUGUCAGCACGGGCCAUUCACUCAGCUCGCUCAAGAACAUUACGUCAAUGGUGAGAGGAAACGAAAUGUGGCCCGAUACCAUCCCCAGUACGGAUGGGGAUGCGCAACGAUUCGCGAGUUCUUCGGAUACAUGAACGAUUGCAAGCUCAACCCCCCAAAGGGGCAGCUCUUCCUCACACUGCUCCCGUAUGCCCCUGGAUCUGGGAAGAACAACGAGUGGGAAGAGAUGUACAUGAACGUCCGAAUGAACCCGGGACGUGAGACGCUCUCGAACACCGCGUCAUCACAAAGCAUGCUCCCCGAAGGUAUGGGAUCCAACCGCAUGAUUGUGUUCGCGAUUGAUUUGCACAUGAUUGCAGCAGGUAUCAAUCCGAUUGCAUUCCAUCCGAGAGGGUACUAUGCGAUCAAGGACAGUAUCCCUCUCGCAUGUAUGCCGAUUGCAUACUUCAUGGAUACGGGAUCUCUAGUGUUCAACACGGCCUUCAAAUACAUCGGAGGCCCGAAGUUUGGCACUGGACCCAAAAGGGGAGACCACAGACGAGAAACGUGGCCACUCGCUAGCUUCGACUGCCCCAUGUGCGGAGCUUCAUUCCCUGUUGGUCUCCACAUGUGUCACUCUUGCACUAAGCCGAUUCACUAUCCUGAUGGGAUGUUUUACGCCGAUCCUGUGAACCCCUUCCAAGUUGAAUAUUACGGGAGCCAUGCUGAGUGGCUCAAUGAUCUGAUCGAGCGUAAUAAGCUUACCGAAUUCCAGCUUCACGAGUUUCCUGCGAUCAAGCAGCUGAGGAAUUUCCCGGUGUCUAGGUCUCUCGCUGAGGACCAUAGGCAGACCGCAUUCUUCGGAGUGCCACCGAUCAAGUGCACCGCUGCUGACACAUCGCCGAAGGAAGUGGAACUGUUCAAGAGAAGCGUGCGCGGUACGAUUCAGGGCGCCAUUCGCUUGGACAUUUCCAUUGAGAGGCUUGUUGCCGGUAUCACUGGCAAGGAAGCUCGAUGUGGAGUAGAAGACUUCUUCAAAUCACAGUCGAUCGCAUGUGCUGCCACGAUAGUCAAGCACUUUGGAGCGGUCUUCGCCACAUGUCGCGAAAAGCCGUUGUGCUACUAUGCACGUUGGUCGAUUCACUGCCAGCGCGCAUAUCGAAUCUGCCUGUCGCGAGGGUAUCUAUCCCCCUAUUACACAGGUGUGACGGUCGAUUAUACCGUCGACCAAGAGAUGGCAGAAAAGAUCCGACUUGCUCAUCUGCCCUUGCAAAACGCCAAUCUGGCGAUGAGGCGGCACAUUCGACUCUCCACCGAGUUUGGAACGUUGGAUGAAUUCCGUGCCACUAUCACGGAUACGCAAAAGUAUCAACGAUAUAUGCGUGUCGACAGUGAGAGCCUUUCCGCGCUCCUGGCCAAGGUUACCCUUACCACAUGCUACGGCAUUCCGGCAAAAGGUGAGCCUGGCUAUAUCUCUGACGAUGAAGCAGAAGAGAUCGAAGGAGCCGCAGCGGCAAGCGAGAAGCCCAAAGGGAAAGGCAAAGGGGAAGACGAAUCCAACGUCCAAGCCAUCAACUGGCGUGAGUUGGAUCCCUUAGGACGGAAGCUUAUUCCGCAUCACUCUGAUCCCCGAUUCACGAUUAUUGCUGAGGGGAAUACGGCACUCCUUGAUGCAGCCGAGACGCCGGAAGAGACGCGUAAGGAAUUCAAGGAGUUCGUUCGCGAUCACUCUAUCAAGAUCAAAGAAUGCUUUGACGAUGAUCGUGCGACAGAGAAGACAUUCUUCAAUCUUGUUGAAGGUGUCAAGGAUCAGCUUCCCGAUGCAAAUAGCACUGACCCGCUUCUGAUGAAAAGGGCUGAGGACGUCUUCGAGGCUCUCCCCGAUGAACUGGAUGAUCCUCCAAAUGUGAUCGAUGUUGCGGCUCGCCAGGCACGGCGGAGAGACCCUGCACCUCAGCGCAGAGUGCAGGUCACCGAGCAAAGACAAGCGCCAAUCCCCGAGGCUCAUGCCGUUCCCAUUCCUACAGAUGACGAGGAUGAGGAUGAUACUGAGCUCGAUCGAGCAGUACGACCCGAUCCAACAUUACAGCGCACCGGACGAGAACAUCACGGAGGUGUCGCUCCCGAGACGACUCCGCCACCGCAUCAUAACAUGCCGCCGCCAUCAAAUUUGCCGACUCGAAAAUCACAUCGGCAAACAGGCUACGGAGCAGCCCACCCUGAUGGAGAACCGUUAAUGGUGUCGGGGAGGGCAGAAUACUCCGAUCGAAUGCGGUUGCCCUCAGUGUUGCGAAUGAAGACUCGGAUUCCGGAGUCGGAUCUGGAUAACCCGACGAUUGAGGACAUCAUUCGCAUGUACCAUGCGCCGAACACGCUUUCCAUCAUCAGGAACAAAGCCGCAGCCGUCAUCAUCGCGAUGGGCGCAAAUCCCGAUGACGAUAUUAAUAUGAGGGCGGCUGGCGUUACUGUUCCCCAUACCGGGAGUACGGGGACGGGGCGAGCAGCGUCGCCUGGAAGUACGUCCGUUGCUCCUGUCUCGGCACCUAGCGUUCGCACUGCGUCGAAUCCGCCAUCGAAGUUGCCUCGCGACGAAAAGUGGGCUCCCUCGAUUGCGCGACCAGCGCCGGCUCAGGUGAUCAGAAGUGCAGAAGCACGGGGACGCACGCAACAGCGUGAUGCUGAAGAAACGAGUGCUGCUCCGCCAGCUCCUUCCGAUACUGCCUCUUCGGAGCCGCGAUCUCGAACGAUGGGCCCAGCCAAAGAGAUCACGGCUAAGGGCAAAUCCCGAACCGGAUCCAACGUGACAGGCCUCAUCGAUGAAACUGAUGACACGAGGUUGGCCGUCAAAGCAGACAAAGGAGUAGAAGAAGAAAAAGGGAGAAGUGCGGCGCGAGUGGAGUACCACAUUCGGAGAUUCGCCAAGAGCGAGGAUCCCGAAGAGCAUGGAGAUGAGUAUGUUGAUCUCGACGAGACACAGCUGUUUCUCGAAGAAAGUCGAGAGUUCCAGAGCAAGUGGAACGAGAAGGUGUGUGAGACAGAAGAGGACCUAACGGCGAACUUGGCUUCUCUGGAAACUACUCAGCAGGUGUGGGACUUUGCCCACCGGUGUUUGAAGGACAGCCACCUCAAGGAAGUUUUUCGGUACUUUGCAGUUGACGACGUGUGUGACGAAGCAAUUCCUGAAGCCUUGAUACACAACACAGUCUUUGCGACAGAGGAGCGCGAUUUGGAAGCUUUCAGUUUUUCUACAGGUGCUGCUUCGAGUGAGGCCGCGUUCUCCGAACUGCAGGCCCCUCCGGACCAGCCGAUUGAUUUGCAAAGGAGCUCACAGGCCCCUCUGGAGCCACCGCCUGAGCGCAAGCAUUUGAUUGCUAUGACUGCUGCCGACCUGCGAGUCCUCAUGCAACGCAUGUCAGAGGCUACACAAGCUGCCAGUGCAGCUGCUCAAGCAGCCGCUUUUGCAAGCGCUGCUCAAGGUUCCCGACCUAUGGGAGUUGGAGACCUUACCAAGGUUCUGCCGAAGCCGGAUCCCUUCCGGCCCACUACGCGUGAUGAGGAGUUUGCGCAAUGGCCUCAGUGGAGCUGGACGUUCGAACAGUAUUUAUCAUGCUUGGAACCUGAGUUCAGCAGUGAGCUUCGUGAUUAUGGCCGUCAGCAGACAGCAGUGAUCUUGAGUUCUUUGGACGAGAGUGCCAAGCGGCGGUCUCGGCUACUGUACGGCAUGCUGAAUUGCCUACCUAGGACCUAG
Messenger RNA from Symbiodinium sp. CCMP2592, 15962 nucleotides. The record is from the annotation of a GenBank genome assembly. NCBI's taxonomy places the organism in Eukaryota, Dinophyceae, Suessiales, Symbiodiniaceae.